Molecule: messenger RNA, 4297 nt
Organism: Coregonus sp. 'balchen'
Lineage: Eukaryota; Metazoa; Chordata; Actinopteri; Salmoniformes; Salmonidae
Source: the annotation of a GenBank genome assembly
CUUUUUGUUUUGUUUUUCCACUAGAUGGCGAGCUUGUCUUCUGCCGUGUUAGGAUUUUUUGACGUGUCGUCUUUCCCAGCCUCCCUUACACUUCCUGCUUCGGUAGCUGCCUGUGUGUUUGAGCAAACGAUACAUCAACAACAAGAUGGAAUAGUUGUGAAAAUUUAGUGAAACCCCGUCAAUGACAACGUUGUAUUUACUUGUGGCAAGCUAUUCAAUUAAACACUUUAUUUAAAUGUCAGUUCUUAGGACUUGAAGGUUGUUGGCACAACAUCAACAAUGCAUCUCUCUCCCACCAACGGAGAUUUUACCUUCGUCUCAUCAACUGAAGCCGAGGGUAAUGUUAGCAGGCCGUGAAUACUGUCAUCUGUGUUUAUGUUAUUUUUUGUUAGCUACCGUAUUUGUCAACACGUCAUUCUGCUAACUUGACAUUUAAUUAAUUAGGUAGUUAACUUGAGUACAGUGUUGUCGUUUUUGACAAGUUACCGUGGUUCGGAGAGAUUUGACAACUUUCUGCUGCUACUACUGUACGGCUAGGCUAACGUUAGCAAGCUAACUAGCUAGCUAUAUCACUGAAGGAAAUCCAACUAUAACUACAUAUUAUUAUUCUACUGAAGAUAAGUUUAAUACAUAAUUCUACAAUAUAUUUGGACUAGUUUAAUGUAUUUCCCAUUGAGGAAAUACAGUUUAAAGGUCCAAUGCAGCCGUUUUUAUCUCAAUAUCAAACCAUUUCUGGGUAACAAGUACCUUACUGUGAUUGUUUUCAGUUAAAAUGGUCAAAAAGAGAGAAAUUACUUCCUAGCAAAGACUAAUUGCUAGGGCGCUCUGCGAGUGGUCGGAAUAGGGAGGGGAAACCAAGGGGCUAGGGUUCUGGUAUAGAAGCACGGGUUUGACUGCUCCUACAGUUUUGCUUCGGUACUGCAGUUUAAAGCUGCAAUAUGUAACUUUUUAGGCGACCGACCAAGUUCACAUAGAAAUGUACAUUAUAGAUCUGUCAAGUCUAAGAAGCGGUAUAUCUGUUCUAUGUGCGCUAUUUCUAUGCUUCCCAUUCUUCAGUUUCGUUUUUGCAUCUUUUACUUUAGGUUUUUUACACCAGCUGAAAAUACAAUAUCUUUGGUUAUUUAAAAUAUAUUUCACAGCAGUUUAGAUCGUACAAUGAUUCUCUACUUGCUUGUUUUGUCACAUUAACUGAAAUUAGGCGAACUAUUUGAAUUUUAGCAACCACAAAAUGGCGGAGUGAUUUUUGCAUAUUGCACCUUUAACUGAUGCCGGCUCAGAAAUACAAUUUCCAUAGAUGGCCACAUAGAGAAGUCAGAUAUACAAUUCAUAAUAAAAUACUUUAGUCAUAACCUUUGUGCACAAAACAUCCAUUGAAUUAUUCAAAUAUAUUAAAUUUUUUAUCACUCACAGCAUCAGAAGAUUUUAACAUUUUAUGUAUAUUCAUCCAAUUUCUGCCAUUUUUUUGGAUAAUGUGAUGUCGUCGAUGCUCGCGCUGCUUCUGUGUGAACUGAGUGCAAGCGCGCAUGUGAUGUAUAAAACGGAUGCAACCCAGAUAUAGACGGCCCAUGAAUCGGCGUAUACGAACACGAGUAGAUUAACUUCAAAACAACGGGCGGACAUCAUGGACACAGUCUCCAGUUCUUAUAUUACCUCAGUGGGGAAAACUGAAAAAGGUGGCAGAGCUAGAGAGGGGUUUGUCAGACCAUGAGACAUCCCGAAAAUCGGUGUUCUUACCAAACUAUUAUGACCCCUAUAUGGAAAGAUGAGACUCAUGAACACAAUGUUCUCCGUUUUGCUCUACGACCUCCACAAGACUCUUCUGAAGUCGGUACAGCCGAUCUGCCAACUUCUGUCUGUCUGUAGCAUUUAACCAAUAAUCGUUUACAUUAAAUUCCCUACAGAUCUAAGCGGUACUAUUGAUGCCCCAGAUGUUAAAUUGAGCAUGGGCAGUGACAAUGCAAAAGACCCAUAUGCAACCACGUUCCUGAGGAAACGAGGCUAUGGUUGGCUCCUGGAAGUAGAAGAGGAUGACCCCGAAGACAACAAACCUCUUCUGUGAGUACUUUCUUCAAGAAACCCAUUCUUUAUCCAUGCACAUUGAUAUUAAAAUGACACUUGAUUUGUCCAUCAAUACAAUUGAAAUGUGCUGAUAUCUCACGAUGCUCCUGUAAAAUCUCAUGUGAUUAGGGAGGAGCUGGACAUCGACCUGAAAGACAUCUACUACAAGAUCCGCUGUGUGCUGAUGCCAAUGCCCUCCUUGGGCUUCAACCGGCAGGUUGUGAGGGACAACCCUGACUUCUGGGGCCCGCUGGCUGUAGUGCUCCUGUUCUCCAUGAUCUCCAUCUACGGACAGUUCAGGGUGAGGCGGCAGUACAAGCUGUGAAUUUGUUGGUCUCAGAUCAUAUCUUACAUCUGGCCCUUGGCUGUUGGUUAAACUAAGUCAGAUUACUCAGAAAAAGUCAAUGGUGAACUUUGAUUGUAAGGUUGAGAUUUGAAACAACAUUAGAUGCAUACGCUGCUCACACAAACAGUGCUUGAUUCACUAGUUAUCUUCAUUAACUGAAUUGAAUUAAAUGGGAGGCAGCCUACAUUGAUAUAUCUAAUGAUAUAAGAAUGUUCAGAAAAGGACUUACCCCACCAAAAUAUUUUUGUCUUCUAGAGACUGGUACCAUGUCACAAUUAUUUUCUUCUGUGUUUUAAUUAUUUGUUGCCUUAUUAUUUUUUCCUAAGGUCGUGUCUUGGAUAAUUACCAUUUGGAUAUUCGGAUCUUUAACAAUCUUUUUGCUGGCUCGUGUUCUUGGUGGUGAGGUAAGAAAUACCUAAGUUUACAUUUAGCUGAAAUAAAUCAUAUUUCGAGUCUUGAUGAGUAAUACAUUCUCUUACUUGAUACUGUACAUGCAUCUUUGGAUGUGCAUUUGCUUCCUAUUACAACAUGAAUGAUGUGGCAUGCUGUGAAACACUGACUUGCAUUGUUCUGUAUCGGAUAGGUGUCUUAUGGACAAGUUCUUGGAGUGAUUGGAUACUCUCUACUCCCGCUCAUCGUUAUAGCCCCAUUGCUUUUGGUCAUUGGGGGUUUUGAUGUUGUUUCUACACUAAUAAAGGUGAGCAUAGGAGCAAAGAUAAUCAACCUUUAUUCUAUCUGAUUUUUCUCACAAAUGAAUCUCUGUAAUUCAGCAUUGCACGUUUGAUUUAACAUACACUAACAUAUUCAAAGCUUUUUUUACAUUUCUGUAUUUUAUUAGAUUUUUUAGAAAGUACAAAUGGACUCUUAAAUCAGAUAUGUUCAUUAGUUGUUAGUAACUGUCUUUCAUUUUUCAGCUUUCUGGAGUAUUUUGGGCUGCUUACAGUGCUGCUUCACUGCUUGUUGGGGAUGAAUUCAAAACCAAGAAGCCUCUGCUCAUAUACCCCAUUUUUCUUUUGUACAUCUACUUCCUGUCACUAUAUACUGGUGUCUGAUUGGACAAAUGGCUACUCCGUGGUUGGCGAAUGACACAAAGCACCGUGAAAAGACACACAAAUAUUCAUUCCACAAUGAAAAUAAGGAGUAUGGAUUUUUGAAAGGUCAUUUUCUCCCUCUUUAACCCUGUUUACAAUCUUAGACUGUGGGGAUAUAAGGGUGUAUGUUACAUCAGUGUAUUUAAAUGUACCCCUUACCUCUGUGCUCAGUAAAAAGUGGUUGCUUAUGGUCUAAGCUCUACAUUCAAAUUUAAUUGUAAUAAGAGCACAGGUUCGCAUUGGCAUCAUAUAAGAGGAGUGUAAUUAUUUAAUCAAGGCGUCAAAUCUGGUUUUGGUAAUCAUGGGAGGGUCACAUACUGUCAUUGAUUUUUGUUAAUGCUUUUAUUCCAUAGAGGAAGGUGGUGCCAAAUACAGUGCAAAUAUGUUCAAUUUGAACCAAGGGGUUAAGAAAGAAGUCUGCCCCUAACGUCAGCCCGUAAGGAUCCCAUUAUUGUGUAAGGGAGUGGGAUUAGCAUACUGUUAUGCAUAGUUAUGCAUAGUUAUGCAUUAUUUAGUUGUCAUUUCUGCCUGGGUAGACAAGUAGAUGGGCAGUUUGAGUGAAAUAAAACAAAGUACUGAAGUUUGGUGCCUUUCAUUAGUUGUUUUAUACAGUUGUUUAAAAAUAUUUUAUUGAAAGGAUGUAUAUUUUCAGACAACUUGCUUGUAUCUAUUGUAUGUAUUCAGAACAUGUUAUACAAUUGUAGAAAAUUACUAGACCUGGAACAAUAGAGAUAGUUAUAAAACACUCAUUAUUUCACACUAGGGGGGCUUAAAAGAUAUCAACAUAAUUGUCUGUAUAACU